This is a messenger RNA of Phytophthora infestans T30-4, 1017 nucleotides long. RefSeq lists its product as uncharacterized. The record is from RefSeq and is a predicted model, not a curated record. The transcript is spliced from 4 exons. The coding region runs from base 1 to 1017 and encodes 338 amino acids. NCBI's taxonomy places the organism in Eukaryota, Oomycota, Peronosporomycetes, Peronosporales, Peronosporaceae.
AUGCAAGUCUUACACAGCCCGGUUCACUUGAUCGCAAAUUUCAAUACAACGCCGACGAUCCGCCCCACCACACACCACAACGGCUUGGUGAUCAUCCAGCCGACGGCGCCGCUCAGGGCCCAGAGCAAUCCAGACCAGUGGCGGAAGGCUGCCGCCCACGCCAUCUCUGUCAAGAACCAUCAGCCAAGCGCUCUUCCCGCCUUCAACCAUGACCAAGACCAAGGAAUCCAGCAAGGAUGUCGUCGACCGCCGUCUCCGCGCCCGCCUCGACAGCAAGGGCAAGCCGUCGGAGGAGGACAUGUCCUGCGCGCCCAAGUGGACUUCUACGCCGAGCUCCGAGAUCACCUGGCCGUCAACGAGGCCUCCUCGGGGCUGCAGGCAGUCGACGCCCUCGCCCUUAUCGCGGAUGACGACUCCCUACCGGCCACGCUGACGGAGGUCGUGACGCUGUUGCCGCCGCCCGGCUCCUUCGAAGACGGACAGCCCCCGACUCAUGCUCUCUUUGCGCCGGAGCCCGACACGACCAUCAAGCGUCCUGCCCCGCGCAACAAGGCCCAGUCGAAGCGUCCGGCCAAGAAGCGACGCACCACCGCGAACUCCCUGAAGUAUUCCCUCGAGCUCCCCGUCGACGUGCCGGCCGCGAUCCGUCGUGACGUGGAUCGCCUUAUCAAGGAGGCGGCAGGACGAGGGAAGACUCCUUUUCGGCUGGCGUAUCCGUGGUCCGGGCAGCGAGCCUGGUACGACCCGCAAGAGCACCCGCUGCUUCAUCUUCUGCACUGGCGCUUCUGGAUGAAGCACCGCGCUACUUUCUUCAUCUGCGCCCUCUACGCACCCACCGGCAACUCCGACGCACGCCGCAAGAAGAAGUCCGUCGCCGUGCAGGUCCGUUUGCGGCUCAUCAGCGCGAACAUCGAGGUGUUCGGCUACUACAGCUUCCUGGCCCAGCUGGAGGACAAGGCCCACGACACCCUGAUGUGGUACGGGGGCAAGGCGGCCGCUCACUCGACCCAGGCGUAG